AUGGCAACCAUUGCUGAAGCUUUAUCCUGUUUGACUCUUUCUCCAUCAAACACUCAAAAUACCCAUCAAGCUUCUACCUCUAGCGGUCUACCUUCUCAACCCCAACCAAACCCAAAGGGAAGCAUUAAUGCUAUCACCCUUAGGAGUGGUACCAAGUUAGAUGAAGUUGGUCUUGAGCCUAAAAGUUUGAGGAAAGAACCCCUCAAUGAAGAAAUAGAAGAAGAAGUGCAGGUGGCUAGAGAUGAGAAGGAAAAUGUUGCAAGAGGCGUGGAGGAACUAUCAAAGGUCAAGGAGCCCAAAAAGAAGAACCCUCUUGAAGAGCCUACACCAAUUCCUUUCCCAACGUUGGCUAAAAAGGCUAAGAAUCAUGAAGACCUCGACUUCAAUAUAGUGGAGAUUUUCAAGAAUAUGGAAGUUACCAUUCCUCUAUUUCAAGCUAUCCAACAAGUGUCAAAGUAUGCCAAAUUUCUGAAGGAUGUUUGCACACAUAAGGAUAAGAUUGCUGACCUAAACAAAAGUCCGUUGAACUUGUCACCGUUGAAGAGGUCCGGAGCAAGAUUUGUGUUGGCGAACAAAAGUAUUUUGUCGGUUAUAGGAAUUUUGGAGAAUGUAUUGGUCAAUAUCCAAGGGUUGCUAUUUCCAGUAGAUUUUCAUAUUUUGGAAACCCCUCCAAUUGAUUCGGACAAGCCAUCCUCUAUUCUCCUUGGGAAACCAUUUUUGAAGAUGUCUCGAUUCAAGUUGCAUGCAUUUUCGGGAGCUUACUCAUUUGAGGCCGAUGGAAAAAUAGUGAAGUUCACUUUGGAUGGAUCCAAGAAGCCCACUCUUGAAGUCUACUCUAUCUUUGGUUGUGACCUAAUUGAAGAUCAAGUGGUUGAGCCCAGUAAGGAGCGUGAAAAAGGAAAUGCUGUCAAGGAGUCUAAAUCAUUGGACCACACACAACCCAAGCAUGCCAAGGAGUUGGAAAUCUUCCACCUUGGGGAAGUUCCAAAGGAUGAUCAUUGA
Molecule: messenger RNA, 1002 nt
Organism: Arachis duranensis
Lineage: Eukaryota; Viridiplantae; Streptophyta; Magnoliopsida; Fabales; Fabaceae
Exons: 2
Coding region: 1-1002 (333 amino acids)
Source: RefSeq, a predicted model, not a curated record